Molecule: messenger RNA, 1052 nt
Organism: Heterocephalus glaber (naked mole-rat)
Lineage: Eukaryota; Metazoa; Chordata; Mammalia; Rodentia; Bathyergidae
Gene: Zwint
Product: ZW10 interacting kinetochore protein
Biological process (GO): mitotic cell cycle checkpoint signaling
Cellular component (GO): kinetochore
Source: RefSeq, a predicted model, not a curated record
GCGCGAAGGCUAGGGUGAAUCCAAAACCGAAAGUACCCGAGUGCGGCGCCGAGAUGGAGGCAGCAGAGACCGAAGUUGAGGCUGUAGCCCGACGGGUCCUGGCUGAGGUGGCAAAUGUUGUAGAACCUAUAGGCCUACAGGAAGAAGUAGAACUGCCAGCUGAGAUCCUGGCUGAAUUUGUUAGGAACUCUCGGAAGAAAGACAAGCUACUCUGCAGCCAGCUUCAAGUAGUAGACUUUUUACAGAAUUUCCUGGCUCAAGAGGAAACUGCCCAGGGACUGGACCCCUUGGCUUCUGAAGACACAAGCCGGCAAAAGGCAAUUGCAGCCAAGGAGCAAUGGAAAGAGCUUAAGGCCACUUACCAGGAACAUGUGGAGGCUAUAAGAAGUGCCCUGACUGAGGCCCUACCCCAAGUGGAAGAGGCCCAAAGGAAGCAUGUGCAGCUCCAGGAGGCCAUUGAGCAGCUCCAGGCCAAGAAACAGGUGGCCAUGGAGAAAUUCAAAGUAGCCCAAAAGCAGUGGCAGCUACAACAGGAAAAGCAUCUGCAGAGUCUGGCAAAGGUUUCUGCAGAGAUAAGGGAGCGUCAGACUGGAACUCAGCAGGAGCUUCAGCGGCUGUAUCAAAAACUUGAAACUCUGAAACAGCAGGCAGUACAGGAGCAAGAUAAAUUGCAAAGGCACCAGAACUUCCUUCAGCUGCUGUAUACCCUGCAGGGGAAGCAGCUGCUCCCUGAGGCUGAGGGCCAUGUUACCCCAGGAGCUGCCUCUUUACCUGGAUCCCCCUAAGGGAGUCAUUUAUUUCUGUUAUGAAGACACCUGGAAGCUACAGAAAUCUCAUCUGGCUUUGUUGUGAUACUGAUUGCUAUCAACAAUUUGCUGUAUUUUUACUCGAGUUUCCUGUUUGUUUAUAAAGAAGCCAAAGGACAGCCUGAUUCACUUUUAAAUGUUUGAGAAGCAGCUUUCAUAUUCAAUGUUGUCUUAUAAUUUAAGAGAUAUUUGUGUUUUGGAUCAUUUUCUUAAUGUGACAGUAUUAAAAUUUUGUGAGAACAUGAA